GGGUGGAUUUGGAGUUCGGAGUGAUAAUAAAACUUGUUUGUGUUUGUCAUCGGUUGCAGUUUUUUUACAAUAAUAUUUAUUGGGCAAAAAUAAUUGUUUAAAUUUAGUAAAAGCAUGGAGGACAGCGGUAUUGACAGCGAGGACAGACAGUCGAAUAUCUAUGAGGAUGGUGCUGCAGGUUUACUGAAAAGUGCCAGUGGAGCCCCAAAACAUAUGUCAGAUCUGGAGUUUGAGGUGGCAUUUAGGGGUGCCAGCAAAGUGUAUGCGCCAACAACCAUUGAAAUCGAUGAAGACAGAGCUGCCCGAGGGACAGAGGGACGCAGCGAACCGCCAAACACCUGCCGCAUACUGCAACGAAAACUGGAACUGAAGGUCGAGCGUGCCAGGCGCAACUACACACAGUACCAAGAGGAGCAGGCAACCAAGACACAGGCGGCCACACUCAUUCCCAUUAACCGGUUACCCAUACCAGGUGAACAGGAGCAAAAGCCGCUGGUGGAUUACAAGUCUGAGAGCAGCGAUGAGGCCGAGGAGAUAUCCUUUUUCCCCGCACAACUGAAGCGCGCUAAACGUCGUCAACAAAAUCAUGAACUCACAGAUACUUUCAGCAUACAGGAGAUGACCAUUGAAUCUGAUCUGGAGUCCGAUGACAGCGGCGGCACUCAGAACCUCGAAUUACUCUUACCCUCCAUGAAAUCAAAUAUAUUGGAUAAGCUUAAGAGCUGCUUCGGCUGCUGGCGGCGCAGGUAAUGCCCGGAGAGGCACUACAACAGAUUCCGGCACAAGGCACGUUAUUGAAAGGCACUAGAGAUUCAUUUGUAGACACAAUUAACAUACGAUAUAUACAUAUAUAUAAUUGCCAAUACCAGAUCUAAUAUUACAGAUAUUGAAAGCGAUAAAUUAAAUCUUGUAAAAAUGCCAACA
Messenger RNA from Drosophila innubila, 924 nucleotides. RefSeq lists its product as uncharacterized. Lineage: Eukaryota; Metazoa; Arthropoda; Insecta; Diptera; Drosophilidae. The record is from RefSeq and is a predicted model, not a curated record. The transcript is spliced from 3 exons. Bases 115 to 750 code for a protein of 211 amino acids.